CAAAGAUGUGUUCAGGCCAGGGAGCUGAGGAGGUGAAGCUGGAGCCUUUACAAGAGCGUAAGCCUGCUUCGGAGGAGAACUUGACGUGGAGUGACAGCGGCGGCGAUAAGGAGGUGGCUCUGCGGAUCGAGGUGGCUUAGGGGACUGGUUGCUGGAGGUGGAGUUUGAUCAGGGUCCUACAGGCUGCUCUCAUGUGGAGAGCUUUAAAGUGGCUAAGAACUGGAGGAAGAACCUGCGGUUGAUCUACCAUCGUUUCGUUUGGAGUGGGACCCCAGAAACUAGGAAACGUAAGGCAAAGUCAUGCUUCUGUCAUGUAUGUAGUACCCAUAUGAACAGACUCCACUCUUGUCUCUCCUGUGUCUUUUUUGGCUGCUUUACUGAGAAACAUAUUCACAAACAUGCAGAAACAAAACAGCAUAAUUUAGCUGUAGACCUCUAUCAUGGGGUUAUAUAUUGCUUUAUGUGUAAGGAUUAUGUAUAUGACAAAGACAUAGAACAGAUUGCCAAAGAAACAAAAGAGAAAAUUCUGAAAUUACGAACUUCCAUCUCAACAGAUGUUUCUCAACAGCAGUGUAUGACAUCAGGUGUUGAAGAGAAACAUUCAACCUGUGAGUCAAAGGAACAGGAGCCAAAAUUGGUGAAACCCAAGAAAAAGAGGAGGAAAAAGUCAGUCUGUACUGUAGGCCUGAGAGGGCUAAUCAAUCUUGGGAACACGUGCUUUAUGAAUUGUAUUGUCCAGGCACUUACCCAUAUUCCUUUAUUGAAAGAUUUCUUUCUCUCUGACAAGCAUAAAUGUGUAAUGACAAGCCCCAGCUUGUGUCUUGUCUGUGAAAUGUCUUCUCUUUUUCAUGCAAUGUACUCUGGGAGCCGAACUCCUCACAUUCCUUAUAAGUUAUUGCAUCUAAUAUGGAUUCAUGCAGAACACUUAGCAGGAUAUAGGCAGCAGGAUGCCCAUGAGUUCCUUAUCGCAAUAUUAGAUGUGCUGCAUAGACACAGCAAAGAUGAUAGUGUUGGGCAGGAGGCCAAUAACCCCAACUGCUGUAACUGCAUCAUAGACCAAAUCUUUACAGGUGGCUUGCAGUCAGAUGUCACAUGUCAAGCUUGCCAUAGUGUCUCUACCACAAUAGACCCAUGCUGGGACAUCAGUUUGGACUUGCCUGGAUCUUGUGCCACAUUCAGUUCCCAGAGUCCAGAGGGAGCUGACAGCACAGUGAGUAGGGAUGACCACAUACCAGGUAUUCCCUCACUCACAGAUUGCCUACAGUGGUUUACAAGGCCAGAGUACCUAGGAAGCAAUGCCAAAAUCAAAUGCAGUAGUUGCCAAAGCUAUCAGGAAUCUACCAAACAACUCACGAUGAAGAAAUUACCUAUCGUGGCCUGUUUUCAUCUCAAGCGAUUUGAACAUGUAGGUAAACAGAGGCAAAAGAUUAAUACUUUUAUCUCCUUUCCCUUGGAGCUGGAUAUGACUCCAUUUUUGGCCUCCACUAAGGACAGCAGAAUGAAGGAAGACCAGCCACCGACAGAUUGUACACCCAAUGAGAAUAAGUAUUCCUUGUUUGCAGUGAUUAAUCACCAUGGAACUUUGGAAAGUGGACACUAUACCAGCUUUAUCCGGCAACAAAAGGACCAAUGGUUUAGCUGUGAUGAUGCCAUCAUCACCAAGGCUACCAUUGAGGACUUACUCUACAGUGAAGGGUAUUUACUGUUCUAUCACAAACAGGGUCUAGAGAAAGAAUAGUCUUACAAGACACUUACCAGGAAAAAAAAGGAAAUGAAUAUACAAGGAUCCUGAAAUGACACAUAAACCUACUUGGAAUGGACAAUGACAAUACCCAUACAACAACAAGCACCUCUUGAAGUUUCGCAAAAACCUACCUGGCAUUGACAAUGACAAAUAGCACCUAUAUGACAAGUAGCACCUUGAUAUAAAGAACCUAUUUUACCAUGGUUUAUGGGUCUGUAAGAGGAAAAAAAAAUACUAACUAGUGACCAUUCAGCCUUAAGAAAUGGGGUGGGGGGGAGAAGAGGUUGAAAAUGGUCACAUAAAGCAUAAUUAAAUGAACAGAUUGUUUUAGAUGGGGAGAGUGGGAAUGGAGAUGUUCUGCCACUGCUGUAUGUCAUUUGUUUCUACAAAAAUACCAUGUGAAAUCAGGGAGUAUUUGUACAUCAACAAAAAGCUUCACAAUUGGUAUUCUAGCUGUGGCUGAUUAGUCAAAUGGUUUGAAAAAAAGAAUAUUGAAAAAAAAUUUUUAAAGCCUUACAAGAAAAUAUUUAAAAAGAAGAAAACUUUUUUUUUAAUUUUAAAAGAAAAUGUUUCCAAAUGUUGAAAAAUUUAAGUUAAAUAUUUUAAAAGAAAUUUUUUAAAAUUUAAGUUUUUUUAAUUUAAAAUUUCAAAAUUAUUUAAGGCUUAAAAACACAUUUUUCUUAGUUUAGAAAAGGUAAAAUGAAUAAAACAAGGACAAAGAUAAAAAAUGAAAGUUUACAAAAAAGUUAAAGUGAAAUUUAAAGUUUUAGAAGUAAAAAGUUAAAGGGGAAUGGAGCUCUUAAAAGUUAAAUAAAAUGUUUAUAUUAAACAUUUUAAAUUAGACCAUAAAAUACACGUGUUGAAAAAUGAGAAGUUAGCAAAAUUCACGAAGAGCUUAAGAAAUAAAAUUUCCAA
Molecule: messenger RNA, 2659 nt
Organism: Neofelis nebulosa (Clouded leopard)
Lineage: Eukaryota; Metazoa; Chordata; Mammalia; Carnivora; Felidae
Gene: USP51
Product: ubiquitin specific peptidase 51
Exons: 2
Coding region: 329-1738 (469 amino acids)
Biological process (GO): protein deubiquitination
Molecular function (GO): zinc ion binding; cysteine-type deubiquitinase activity
Source: RefSeq, a predicted model, not a curated record